AUCACCAAAUCCAAACAAUAAAGAACUGUCUACUUCAGAUGGUUUGAAAUGCCUCUUAUUGAAAACAGAUGCUAUUAGGUCAAAACAUUUAUGUUAAAAACUAACUUGUUAUUCUCGCUGUGAAUGGUCUUAAGUGAUUUGUUUGGAUUUUUACAAAAUCUAAGUCAGUUUCCUCAAGUUUCAGAUAAAGAAUGGCUCAUUCUCGUUCAGCACGGGACUUUGUUGCACUUUCAGAUCUGCAUCCAAACCUUGCUCGUCCUAAUGUAAUCGGGGUGGUUAUUGGGAAAACAGAUGUCAGAAGCUUUCCAGACCGAAAAAACAUUGGGACUGAAAGAUACACCUUCAGUUUUACCAUUCGUGAUUCCCCAACUUAUUUCAUAAAUGUCCAGUCAUGGGGCAGAGAAGAAUACAUCAGAUCCCUCUCAGAAAGCUUCAGAGUUGGUGACUGUGUAACAAUUGAAAAUCCUUUAAUUCAGUCAAAGGAAGCAGAAAGAGAAGAAAAAUUCAACCCUGUAACUCCUAGUUGCUACAAAUUAUUGCUCAGUGAAAAUCACUCCGUGGUCAAAACCUCUUCUUGCUACGACACAGACACCAGACUCCUGUCUCUGCUGCACCUGCCUGUCAAGGACCCUCAGGAUUAUUAUUCCCUGGGGGACAUCGUGGCAAAUGGACAAAGCCUCCAUGGGAGAGUCCUCAACGUGCUGGCAGCUGUAAUGUCAGUUGGGGAGCCAAAGUAUUUUAUGACUUCAGACAAAAGAAAAGGACAGAGGUGUGAAGUAAAGCUGUACGAUGAGACAGAGAGGUCUUUCCCAAUAGUAUGCUGGGAUAAUGAAUCCAUCCAGCUGGCACAGAGUUGGAUCCCCCAAGAAACAGUUAUAUUCGCAUCAGAUGUGAGAAUCAAUUUUGACAAAUUUAGGAACUGCAUGACUGCAACUGUGAUAUCCAAAACCAUCAUUACAACUAACCCAGAAACAGCAGAAGCAAAUGUUCUCUUCAGCUUCAUCAAAGAGAGUGCCCAGGCAGGAGUUCUGCCCAACCCAGCGAAGGAGCUGGCAAAUGAAACCAUUAACUUGGAGACUGUAGUGGAUGUUUAUACAGUAGAACAGCUGAAAGAAAAAGCUCUCCAGAGUGAUGGGAAACUGGACCCUCUCCAUGGAAUUAUUUACGGCUACAUUUCCACCCUGGACAUCGAUGAGAACGUGUCCAAAGUUCUGCGCAACAGAUGCUCAAUCUGCCGGUUCAUCGUGAAUGAAGUGUCAAACACUUGCACCUUCUGCAGUGAUGUCUCUCCACAGUGCAAGUCCACCUUUGCCAGCUUUGACAUCCUGGUGGAUGUGACAGAUCACACAGGCACCCUGCGUUCCUGCUACCUGUCUGACUGCAUAGCUGAGGAAACCUUGGGCUGCACAGUCCAUGAAUUCCUCAUGCUGGAAGAAGACCAGAAGACUGCACUGAAAUGGCAACUCCUCUUGGAACGAAGCAAGAUUUAUUUCAAAGUUACUUUGUCACCCAACUGGAGAACUGGAUUAAAAGUGAAUCUUCUUUCCUGCAAACUGGCAGAUCCUGUAGAGGCGAGUCAGAGCGUGUUGGGAAGAGAUUGGAAAUAUUAAUAAAUGGUAGGAAAGAAUUCCUUCACGCUGUUGUUAGAGAUGGAAUUCUGCUGCUGUUGGAUUUUGCCAAGUCUGUUCUGAUGGUAAAGAAGGAGUGCACGUUACAAUACCUCUAAGUGGGCUUCUGAGUUCAUAUUUUUGGGUGAUGGCACUUUUAAAAGUGUACUUGGGCCUCAGCUUAAAAGUUAAUUCUACCAAAUUCAACCCCUUCCAAGAGGGCUGGAAGGUUUCCUCACUCAGCUGAGAUCUUUGAAAAAAUCAGAAAUAACAAAUAGGUCAAGACAGAUCUGCUGAGCUUCUGUGGUUUUAACUGCUUUGCUGCUUUUUUGUUAAAGAAAUAAAGAAUUCCCCCUUGAAA
This is a messenger RNA of Corvus hawaiiensis (hawaiian crow), 1968 nucleotides long. RefSeq names its product meiosis specific with OB-fold (gene MEIOB). The transcript has 13 exons. Gene Ontology annotation, molecular function: single-stranded DNA binding; single-stranded DNA 3'-5' DNA exonuclease activity. The record is from RefSeq and is a predicted model, not a curated record. The coding region runs from base 192 to 1610 and encodes 472 amino acids. Lineage: Eukaryota; Metazoa; Chordata; Aves; Passeriformes; Corvidae. Gene Ontology annotation, biological process: resolution of meiotic recombination intermediates.